CAAAUAUUUUUGCAGAGCUGGAGCGGUUUGUUCAAAACUUUUUGUGGCAGUUGCAUCGGCAUUAUCGGGAUCGUCCAAAAAAGGCAGAACUACUGUACAUGUAAUUUAGCUUUGUGACAGAGAUCACCUCUUCUCCUCAACUGUGUAACUAUGAGUGGCAUCAGAAUUGUCCCAGAGGGAGAGAACCUUGGAGUGGAGACAAGGCCCAGGCCAAAAAAGAGACGGUCUUCGAUUCUGAAGUCACCAUCCAGGAAUGCCUUGCAAGAUUUGGAUUCUAACGCAGAUGAGCGAGACACCACCAAUGUGGCAAAGAAGAAACGCCGUUCUUCCAGAAGAGUCAGCUUUGCUAACACAUACCAAGUCCAGGAAUUCUUAACUACUAACCAGCUGCAUUUAUUGGAAGAAACCAAUGUGGAAUCAACGAAGCCAUUCUCACCAGAGCAGGACUUUGAACCACCGGCUCACACCAAAUCAUCCUCAAGCAGUUCAGGGAAAGAGACAACAACCACUCAAUCAUUUCAGUCAGAUGUCUCGGUGGGACCAGGGCACUGUAUCACAGGUCUAGAAACCCUCCUUUCCGGCCCCAUAAAGAACCAGUCUCAUCAAGAUGUCCAGGAAUCAAUGAUGCCCUACUCAUACCCACAACCAAGGGAGGCUGCUGUUCAGUUGCCUGUGAUUGAUGAGACAUUUGAGCUGCCUUUGGAAACACAGGUUGGGAGAAGUGCUAGAGGGAGAUCAGAUCCCAGCAAUCCUGAAACAGAUGAGGUGCCAAGUUGGCCUGGAGCCGCUAGUAAUCACAGCAGCGUUGCUGUUGGUUUGGUAGGGCCAAGAUAUCACUGCACCCUUCCGAUGGUAGACUCCUUCAGCAGUUCCUGCCACAGCAGCGAUGUUUCCUCGGCAAGUCAUUUGGAAGUCCACAAUCCAGAUGUUGAUCUGUUUGACGCAGCUAAUUUUGAGCUCAAGCUGUGCCAAGAGCAGUUCCCAGCUGGCUAUGAAGACCAAGAGAGUCCAGCAAAUGAUGAGCAUGUGACAGGGGAGGCCUAUGUCCAGAAAAUAGAUGCCAGUUCAUUUUUAAAGUCUUUCAUGUCCUCUAAAACAGUUGAGGAGAAUUUUGGUCAACCUGUGCAUUCAACAUCUUCCACCUACGCAGAUGAGAACCAGGCAGCCAAACAGGACAACAAAGAUUUCCCUCAACAAUCCUUCCUUGACACUGUCAGUAGCGCUAGCCAUGAAUCUGGAGGUCCAGUAAAGAGGAAAGACGCAAAAAGCUUCCUACAGUCUCUGUUGGGAAACAAGAGUCAGCCCUCUGAAGUGCUGUCAGAUCAAACAUGUUUUUUCACUCAGGAUGAAACGGCAUCAGAAAUGGAUUUGACAGCUUGUGUAAGUGUUGAAACAAAUGGAGGAACCAAGAAGAAAGAUGCUGGCACUUUCCUGAAGUCUUUUGCUGAGUCUUGUCCCAGUGAUGACUUUAGUCCCCCGGGUCAUUCCGUGGUACUGAGCAAUGUGAAUAAGCAUCCGGAUGAGGAACAGAAGACUCGGUUUUUUGAUCGGGAUGGUGAGACAUCAUCAGGAAUGGAUCUCACAACUUGUGUGGGCAGUGUGCUUCAAGUCAAAGAUGCAUUUGCCGUUUCAGUCAGGCAUCCAGACGUGACUGUGAGGUUUGGGGAUGAUGAUAAGGGAAGUAUGGAGCUGACACAGUGUAUAGAUGGUGUACAGAAACAACCAGAACAACCUCAAGCCUCAGGUCAAAAGCGUCAAUCUGGUAGGCCACUCACAGACAUAACUCAAAUCUUUGAUGGGAAAAUUGAUGGAAGUGAGAUGGACUUGACCACUUGCACUAAUCUACAAAUCCCUAACUCUUCAAAUUAUCGAGGACCAGAUGGGCAAACAAGGAUCUUCUAUCAAAAUGAUACCACUGCUGCCAUGGAGAUGACAACUUGUUUAAGUGUCCAGGAGUAUCCUGAAAAGUCACAAAAUCACACCUACAUGUACAAAGAAUAUUUUGUUGGUAGACAGGAAAUGAACACCGUAGGAGAGAAAACAAGAAUUUUUCACCAAGAUGACAUCACAGGAUCUAUGGAAAUGACGGCUUGCUUGGAUGGAAAGACAGAUCUCCCAUUACUGAACAAAGCCAGCACUAAUUUGAAUUCUUCAGUCAACCUCCAAGGAAGUGUAGGGGCAGAGAAAACGCAAAUCUUCCGUUCUGAUGAUACCACAGCUGCCAUGGAAAUGACGACUUGCUUGGAUGGAAACGUGAACUUCUCAAAGUCAAGCGGAAAGAGCUCUAUCCAGAAGUACAACAACCAACCAUGUGCAGAAGAGGAUAAAACUACAGUCUUCUGUCGUGAUGACACCACUGUCUCCAUGGAGAUGACAACCUGCAUAAAAGGGGAAAAUAGCUACAGUCCAAAUUCUUGGGGAGGCAGUCAACCACAGACAGCAGAGCAAACGAGGGUCUUCCAUCGUGAUGAUGUGACUGCAGCUAUGGAGAUGACGGAAUGCUUGGACGAGAGAACAAGCUUCACAAAACUAGGCACAUUGACUUCACACCAAGAGGUUAAUCAACAAGGAAGUAUGUUGUCGUUUGCAUCUGAAUGUUCAAAGAGAAAAGAGUCCACUGAACCUGCUGAUGGAUCAAGUCAUAAAGCCAAAAUAAAGCAAGUAGAUGAGCCCAACAAGAAAUCAGUUGCUGAUGAACUAACUGGUUUGGACAAAACACAGAUGUUUAAGUCUGAGGAUAUGGCUGGUAUGGAGUUUACGACGUGUGUUGAUGGGUUGAUCUUAGAAUCAAGAUCAUGCCCUGUAGGGGGAAAACAAAUACACACUGUUGACUCGAUUGAGAAGCAACCCAGAUCAGAACAAGAGAUCAGUAAAGGGGUCUCACAUCCUCUGUCAUUGGACUAUCCUGAAGACCGUACCAAAACCUUCCCUUCAGAUGACGCCGGCAGAAUGGAAAUAACAACUUGUAUUGGGGGUGUGUUGGAAGAUUCCUCCAAAACGACAGACACACAACUAGUGUCAACAAUGCACAUUGAUAAAACACGUAUAUUCACUGCAGAUGAGACAGCACAGAUGGAAUUAACAACGUGUGUUGGUUCUCUUAAACCACUUCCAUCAGUGGUUUCUACAUCCAGCCAUAGAGCUCAGUACAUUGCUGCUCCUGAUGACACUACUAAAAUGGAAAUAACUACCUGUGUAGAUGGGAUAUUUCCUAAGAUGUCAGCUGAUUCAUGUCAGGGAGAGACCAUGAAACAGCUUGGUGAUUGCACUAGGAUUUUCUCAUCGGACACAGCAAGCAUGGACAUGACAAAGUGCAUCGGUGGGCUUCAUCUACCAGCCUUUGCAGCAAGACCUCAACCUCAUGGCCUUGAUGACCAGACAAGAGUGUUCACUUCAGAUAACACUGCUAGAAUGGAGAUGACAGCUUGCAUUGGAGGUUUCCUCUCAAAGAAGUCUGUAGAAGAAGCAACGGUUCCUGAUAGCACAGAUGUUGACCAUCCAGAUCACUUUCAUGUGAUGAAUACAAAGUUACCUCCUCAAAUGACAGACUCAGUGAUUAGUUCAUCGUCUCAACAGCAACAUCCCUUGGACCAGACUCGUAUCUUUACAUCUGAUAACACUGCAUCUAUGGAAAUGACAACUUGCACGGGUGGGAUUGUUGAGAAAGACAUACCACAGUCUCUUGGUAAGAUCAAUUAUCCUCAUGCCACAGAUCAACUUCCAUCACAUCAAACUGGUUUCUUUGACCAUGAGGUCACAGGAAAGAUGGAACUGACAACAGGCAUUGGAGGGAUUAAAAGCAGGAAUGCCAUACAACAUUCUCAUGAGAUCCCUCAAGUAGAUUCCUCUCAGCUCUCAACUGGUGAGGAAAUCAGCCAGACACAGCUAACAAAAUGCAUUGAUGUACUUGAUGGCAAAACAAUGGGAGUAACUUCUCUGGUGCAGAAAUCAUCACAGGAAUCAACUUACGAGGUUGCUCAAUCAUCAGAGCAAACACCAGGCCAUGGAGGUAGCACAAGACCAGAGAUGAAGGAUGCGAGGGAUUCCAUGGAGGACAACAGCCUUGAUGGUCACGUUUCAAUGUUUCAGGAAUGUCUUGAGUCAUCAUCAUCGGCCAGACGUAAAGAAUUAACAAAACGAAGUUCUGAUACAUUUACAAUUGAACCUGUGUCCAUCAGCAUAGCUGCAACAGAACCAUUGACUACGUGUAGGCGCUCUGACACGUACACCCUUGAUAAGCCAUCAGCAGCAUGCACACUUGCAGAGAAUCCCACUUCUGACACCACCCAGUCAACGGAUGAUGUCUGUAAUCCAGCAGCUGCCACCGGUGACCAAGUUAGUCCCACUGAAGAAGACAUGCCAGUCAUUGGAGAUCUGAAUCGCUGGGGUAGCCUGGACUCAUCUGAUGGCAUCGAAAAUGAACAGCCAGUGUGGUUGGAGAACACAGAAGAUUUUGUCCAGUUAUCAGCUGAAGCUGGAGUGACCCGAUCGAUGAUGGUGGAAGCUAUGAAAGAUCAGACUGAUUGUGAGAGUGCAAGUGCCCAUGAACUGUCAUCCUCUGCUGACCUUGGAGCCCAAGAUGUACAUGUACCUCCAAUGUUGAACACUGACAUUGCAUCAAGAGUGCAAGAUAUUUUGCCAGCAUCCCUGUUGAAUCUCCAAACUGAUGUUUCAUUGACUAAGCCAACACCUGGGCCAGUGUCUAUGUGUAAAUUCCUUCAGUUCUUGACCACUAGCAUGUCCAAGGGUCGCCGUAGCGUUAUACCCUUCUUACCGCAAACUGCAUCUCCCAAGACCCUGAGCGAUUUCAUGGAAGAUCACUUCAUCACAAAGCCCAAGAAGGAUUUGUAUGAAUGGGCUGUCAAUCACCUGUCAAUGUCCAUUGAAAAGAUGCAGGGAGCAGUGAAUGAACAGGAACAACGUAUGUCAGAAAAUAACCCUGACAUUGUGACUGAGGUAGAGUGUGCACCACCAGAGCAGGCUGCACAUCUUCAGGAUCAUAUUGAGUCUUUAUACAAAGCUUGUACCAAGAUGUCUAAAGCAAGCUUUCAAGAAUGGAGACAGAAGAUGGUGAAUAAGACACAUCAAUCAUUAAAGAAAACUGAAGCUGAGAUGAAUGAAAUCUUAUCAAGUCUAUCAUCUUCACUGGACACACUGAUCAAGAACAUGGAAGAGCUUGAAAAAUUCAAGGAAGGUUUAGAUGACACUGUAACACGACUUCAGAGAAUUGAACCACCCAGCCAGGAGCGUGUUGAGGAGUUCAUCAACCAACGACAGCAACUAGCAGAGAAGCAGGAGGAAGUUGAAGAAAUGAAGACGAGUAAAGUAGCUUUGCAGAGUGAAUCCUUGAGACUAAAGGAGGAAAUCAAACAGUACAAAGAGGAGCUGGCUGAUGCAAGAGAGAUGGAGAUGUUGCUUAGCAACAAGACUACAUCUAAUGAUGCUCUGGAGGAGGCAUUGAUGAAAUUGGAGGACAUUCACUGCUUGCAACAAUGGAGAUGGCGUAAGGAUACCGAGGAGGAAUUAGUCUUUACCUUCUUAGAAGAUUCCUUCAUCUUCACUGUCAAACUAGGAAAGGAAAUCGAGAAAGGAAGUGGGGUACAGGAGAAAGAGAUUACUAGUCUUCAUAUGGAGAGCCUUCUUGCUGAUGAUGCUGAAGUCUCGGCCCACCUGGCACAUCACCUCAUCCAAGCCAGCAUAGAUGUGGAUUUUCUACAUUCACGUCAUCCCACUACAGCCUCCUUAAAGAUGUUACUCCAAGACUUGUCUGAGGUAGUCAGCCAAGCUGACAGCAUCGCUGAGGAAAUAGAUCACAUCAGAUACAGACAUGUAGUUACUGUGAAUGGAACCAAUGCAACCAUUGAGUUUUCCAACCUGGAUGCAAUGGUCAGGUUCUUGGUGACAUUUAAAUUCUUUCCUGGUGGCUACCCAUUCAGUUCCAUGUCAGCCAACUUCAAGCACAAGAUUGGCAUCCUCAAAGAGCAAGAUGUUCAAACAGUCAUUAAUGAAGUCAAGCCUGGAUGGACUUAUCUCAGCAGACUUGUGAAGAGAAUCAACCUCUUGAUACAGCAGUGUAUAUCCAGUGAGGAAUCUACAUUCUGAUCAGAUGGUUCUCAAAUCUCAAUUGUCUUCAAAUGAAAGCUUGGCUGUGGUUGCAUUUACCUUGUGUUGUUAGAGUCACUAUGACCACAGAUAUUGAACACUUCCAUUAUUGCACAGUUGACAUUCACAAAGCACAAUUAAAGAUGGAUGGCUCUGCGAACUUAGAGGAUCUGGAAAAUGUAUUGAUGAAAGAAUGUCAUGGGUAUCUUUGUUACUAAUUGAAUUGUGAAUUCAAUUUCCACAUCAGGCGUUUUGUCUGUUAAUUGUACAUGUAUAUAGUGUAUAUAAUACAAUUCUUGAGUGUUGAUUUGGAGAGUUGAAUCAUUUUCCUUCUGUCUUGUCAUCACUGUUCAAACAUCUGAGGGAAAAAAUACAGGUACACAUUACAUUCUUAUCAACAAUUUAAUAUUUACUUGGAAAGCUUCAAAUAAUAAAAUCAUUUGCAACGUGUCAUAAAGUGCUCAAUGUGAUAACGUUCCCAUAAUGACAAAGCUCUUGCUAUUACAAUAAACAUAUUCACACCAAUCACGAUCACCAAUAUUGAUCAAUCAAAUAAUUUUGUCUUCAAUUGAAGCAUUAA
Molecule: messenger RNA, 6682 nt
Organism: Acanthaster planci (crown-of-thorns starfish)
Lineage: Eukaryota; Metazoa; Echinodermata; Asteroidea; Valvatida; Acanthasteridae
Biological process (GO): attachment of spindle microtubules to kinetochore; protein localization to kinetochore
Cellular component (GO): nucleus
Source: RefSeq, a predicted model, not a curated record